Molecule: messenger RNA, 1436 nt
Organism: Somion occarium
Lineage: Eukaryota; Fungi; Basidiomycota; Agaricomycetes; Polyporales; Cerrenaceae
Source: the annotation of a GenBank genome assembly
GUCUGGGCGCUGCCGAUUUCGGCUUUCGAAGUAACAUCGACAUCCUCCACUCAGGACGACUACAUACUUGCCAAUUGGAAGGUCCUCUUCGCUGAGGAUCUCUGACAAUAUUUCACAGUUUGGACGUGUAAAAACCAUUCUGACUAAAGACUACUCUACAAAGUUAGGCCUACUCCACGACAACUGCUUCCGCAACCCUCCGUGACGCACUGCUCGACUUCGCUCUACUUACAGUACCUCCUGGGUUCAGAACGAACUGUCUCUCCCAAGAAUAUCAAUCUCUUGAUCAUACUUCCAUCAUGAGCACCCAAAAUGUUGGUUCCUCUGGUCGGGUCGUCCCUAACAGCGAGUCAUUCACCCAAGUUGUUGCCCGGAGAAGUAAGGAGAAUCCGUUUGUCCCUCUCGGUUGUGCUGCAACCGUUCUUGCACUCGUAAUGGCGAUGAGACAAAGCAGAGCCAAUCACAAAACAUUCAAUUACUGGCUUCGAGCUCGAGUCGUCGCUCAAGGCUUCACAGUAGCAGCUCUCGUCGGAGGGUCUUACAUGUUGAAGCAACAAUCGGAUGCUCAGAAGGCUCAAGAGGAGGCUAAUGCUACUUUGCAGAAGGAGAAAGAAAGAGAGGCAUUCCAGGACAGGCUGAAGGCGGCCGAGGAAAACUAUCAGUUGGAAGGAGAUUGGGCUGCUCAAUCAGGCAGUUCGACUAAUAGCGGCGGAGGUGCAUGGGGCUUUGGAUUGUUUGGGAAGUCUUUGGAAAGGUCAUCGGGACAAACUCAGCAAUCAACUUCUCCUUUCUCGCCUGUCCCACCAGAGGAUAGUGCACCUGCCCCGACGCCGGGCGAACAACUGGCACCGUCGCGAUCGAAAAGUUUCUGGAAGCGAAUAGGUUUCGGAAGUUCUGGAGAUAAGAAGUCAUAAUGAAGAUGCAUCGUAAUGUCAUUCGGGUUUGUAUUCCUGUUAUCUGUUUCAACCUGAGAUGCAUCGUUGUACUCUAGUCAUGCACAUCGCAGAUGUAUCCUCUCCACUCCAUCGUUGCCCCCCGUUUCGUGAACAUUUUUAAUGAGGUCUGAAUGCUAUUCGCCUGUUAGCAAAAGUAACAUCCAUAGUAUCGCGGUCGAACAACUUACGAGUGCGCUCUCGGCAUGUCUCCGCGAGCUCUCCUCGGAGCAGCAGUCUCGUGUAAUGACAUCGACCAAUAAAAAAUUGCAGGCAUAGUUAUGGCCGAAGUCAACCACCAUGCAGAGUAGAUAUAAAGACGAUCUCAUCCCCGUCCUGCAGCUGGUAUUCGCCUUCGCCUUCGAGUUCCCAGUCGGUAUCAUUUACUAGGACAAGGAUUCCUGGUCGGCUGUCCGAUCGUCACAAACAUAAUGAGAAAAUUCCAAACGUUUGAUCGAGAAUUACGAGGUCACCUACACUGUCUCAUUCUCAAUAAACAACUCU